Gaeumannomyces tritici R3-111a-1 is the source of this 738-nucleotide messenger RNA. RefSeq lists its product as hypothetical. NCBI's taxonomy places the organism in Eukaryota, Fungi, Ascomycota, Sordariomycetes, Magnaporthales, Magnaporthaceae. The transcript has 4 exons. The coding region runs from base 1 to 402 and encodes 133 amino acids. The record is from RefSeq and is a predicted model, not a curated record.
AUGAAGACCCUUGCCCCAGGGGGAGAGCUGGAGGAGGCACAGACACAUACCGUGGCGGGAAAGGUUCGGGUGUGGCGUUCGUUUACGUGCGGGAGGUGUGUGGUUUCAUAUGACAUGGCUUGCAUUGGUCUCGGCUCGCGUGGAGCGUCGUCUACCCGCGACCCAUAUGUCCCCCUCAGGGUCGCUGAGGAAGAGUCGUGGGUUCUGGCAAAUGGAGGCGCGGGUAGCGUGGAUCGAAUCUUGAACCUUCUGGUCCCCGGCUGCCCGUUACGGGCCAAUUAUUUCAGGCCCGUCUCCCCUGGUCCGGCCAGGCGGCCGAGGGAUCCAGCAGCCAAGCGGCCCAGGGCUGGCUUUCUCAUCGAGCACAAAUGUGCCUGCUCCUUGAUCCACCGGUGUGAUUAGUGCCUGUCUUGCAUGGAGCUUGGGCUACUGGUCCUAGCUUUUCGGUGCUCGUGGUUGUGGCGUAAUCCCUGGGAAUAAAAAGGAAUAUGCCGGCUUGUUUCACCAACAACUAGAUUCUGGGGCCCCCAUCGCAAGUGGGGAAGCUUGAGAUGGGAGUGGGAAAGAGGAAUGGAGAAGGACCGAUGGUCUGAAUCGUCCGCCGCAUGUACGAUAUACGGGAGAGCAUGUUUCCGCAAUCAUCCGUAGUCUACCCGAGCCCUGGGCCCCGUGGUCCUAUCGAUACCAGCACCCUGGCUUCACAGCUUCAACCUCCCUGCUCGAAAAGCUGCAAUGUCC